Diachasma alloeum is the source of this 1892-nucleotide messenger RNA. RefSeq lists its product as uncharacterized. Gene Ontology annotation, molecular function: mRNA binding. The transcript has 3 exons. Lineage: Eukaryota; Metazoa; Arthropoda; Insecta; Hymenoptera; Braconidae. The record is from RefSeq and is a predicted model, not a curated record. The coding region runs from base 140 to 1375 and encodes 411 amino acids. Gene Ontology annotation, cellular component: nucleus. Gene Ontology annotation, biological process: mRNA export from nucleus.
GAACAUCAUAGCGUUCACGUCCAUUUUUACGUGCACAUCCCCAUUUUCCAUUCUUUUCAUAAAUGCCUCUUAAACCAAAUAAUUCAUCCGUUUUAAACAAUUGUUAAUAGCUAGAUUGUUUAUAAUAAAAUUUAAUAAAAUGGCUGAUAUGAGUCUCGACGAUAUAAUUAAGAAGAAAAAGCCACAGGGAAAGAUGGGACUGAAAGGACGAGGCGGUAUUCGCAAAGCUCCAGCACGCACCAACGUCCGGCCAACCCAGCCACCGCGUAGAACAAAGCCAAUAACAGACGCUCGUUUCAAAAUAAUCCAAAAGAACCGAGAGAAGCUGACGGACGCUCGAGACAAACUAGCUCAAAUAGCGAAGCAAUCAGACGCUCGUCUGAAGCUGGAAAAACUCCGAGCAACCCACAAGCCCCCAUCAUUGGCCACAAUCUCCCGAAAGACUGGUCGCAAUGGAAAAAUUUCGCUCUCCACCAACAGAAUUCCCCCCUUGGUUCCCUCUUACGACUCGCAACUCCCGUAUAAUGUUCCCCCAAGGAUCGUUGGAUACAGAGGGAGCCUUGGAGAGCCCUCCUACAUGGAGAACAUGUCCAUGGACUACCAAGACGACAGUUACAUGGUCGAGGCGCCUUUGAGACGAACUGUGAGCAACGAAUAUGCACCUGGACCACCUCCACCCCCUCCAGUAUUUGGUAUCAAGCCUUCUGCUGGUUAUUCGUGGCCAAAGAGUGCACAGAGGCCAACGAUAAUCAGAAAAACUGAGGUGGAACGACCCAGAGAAUACAAAAUUAUUCCUAGGAUCCCAAUGGGACAGAAAAUCGAUAGUUAUCGGGACGACUGGGGAUUUGGGGGCAAGACGAGAACGAUUUUGGCUGAUGAACACGAAGAGAAAUACUUCGAUGUCAGGAGUCAUAGGGAUGUUGGGGUCAAGUCGAGGCUGGAGGGCAGUGGGACGAAACCCAGGGCCUUGGGCGUCCUGGGGAGGGCCAAGAGCAGCUCCUCUGGAGGCUCUAGCCAGCCCACGGGGUACAGGAUCGUCGUGUCGAAUCUGCAGGCUAAUGUCACUCAGGAGGACAUCAAGGAGCUGUUUGAGGAUGUUGGAGAAUUGCUGGUGUCGAGGCUAGUCAGGCCUGGAACUGCUGAGGUCAUUUAUAAGACACUGAAGGAUGCCACCAAGGCCGUGGAGACGUACCAUAACAGGCAGCUGGAUGGACAUCCUAUGAAGUGUCUGCUGGUUAAUCCUAGACCGAAGAAUAAUCCCACGGCUCCGGCUGUCAGACCGCUGACUGAAUCCAGAAGAACAGCAAGCUCCAGUUACGUGCAACCAAGCUUGGGUGCAGUCCAUCGGGCUCUUUUCGAUGACUGCCACAACUGAAUAAUGAUUAUUAUCAUCAUCCACUUUUUUCAACACCUCAUGAUCAAUUAUUAUCACCCACUUAUCUGAAUUAUCAUUUCAAAACGGAGAAUGAGGCAAAUUGAAGAUCGUUGAGAGUCAACGAAACGCCAGGAGUCUAAAAAUUUAUUUAGAAGAGGCUAAAUGAAAAGACAAUUUGCAAAUAAGUUGAUAUGAACUGCCGGAAAGAGGAGAAUUAGACAAAAGAAAUAUCUAAACUGACUUAAUUACGAGGAUACAGAAUUUUCUUCAUGAAUUCCAACGAGAGAGACAUUAAUCUUGUUUCAACACCUUACGACUCAGUUAUCAUUUUCGUAGGUGAAAAAACUGUUGAAUUCAUAAUAUUUUGGUAUGAAGAAGAUGCUCAUGAUGAAAAUCUCAAAAAAAAUUUCCUGAAUAAAGAAAUUACAUUUUUAAUUAAUUUCCAUUGGAAUUGAUUGAUGACACAUUUUUCAAGAAUAAACGUUGUGACGUGCGAGGCGUUCAUCUUCUCCCUUAA